Messenger RNA from Anopheles bellator, 1458 nucleotides. Its product is annotated as cytochrome P450 4C1-like. The transcript has 4 exons. Gene Ontology annotation, molecular function: iron ion binding; monooxygenase activity; heme binding. The record is from RefSeq and is a predicted model, not a curated record. Lineage: Eukaryota; Metazoa; Arthropoda; Insecta; Diptera; Culicidae. The coding region runs from base 1 to 1458 and encodes 485 amino acids.
AUGCUUGUGCUGGUGUUUGUGAGCGUGUUCGCGCUGGUGUACUACAUCAACUUCCGGCGCUCCCGGAAAAGACUUUACGAGCUGGCCGACCGUAUCCCGGGACCGUUCGAUUAUCCGCUGAUCGGCGGAGCACUGAUCGCCCUCGGGAAGAGCCCAGUCGAAAUGGUCACGUAUCUGAUGGAACGAAUGCACGAUCUUCCGUCACCGCUGCGUACCUGGAUCGGUCCCUUUCUGGUGGUGGUGAUCGAUCGUCCCGAGAUGGUGCAGGAGGUACUGAACUCACCGGCCUGCUCCCAAAAGCCGUACAUCUUCGUACCGACGUUCAACGCUGCGGCGGAACUGACUGCGCGCGAUUUAAGCAGUCGCCUCUCGGGUGAAUCGUUCGACAUUCACGACCUCCUGGCACGGUACACGCUGAUCGGUAUAGCAUCCACUUCCGUCGGAGUGGACCUUAGCCACGAGAGAGAGGAAGUGCUCCACGAGUACAGCAGCAAUGCGAUCCAGAUGUUUACGAACUGUUACGAACGCAUCUACAAGCCCUGGCUGCAUUUGGAGUUCAUCUACAAGCUGACGCCCGCCUACCGGGAGGAGCAAGCGCGAAUGGCGAAGUUUAAGCAGAUGUCCAAACAGUUGAUCGAGAAACGCCGGCAGGCAACGGUAGCAAACGGAAGCAAGCAAGACUCGCCGGAACAGGAUUCAGCAGCGAUGGCGACGAAUGACGAGGGCACAGGGUUCGCGGCGGGUAAAAAUUUCAUUCAACGCCUCGAGGAGCUUCGCACCGAUCCGCUGCUGGACAUUGAUGACGAUUGCUUUCAGCAGCACAUUGACACACUCAUAUUUGCCGGAAACGACACUUCGGCCCAAACUUUGGCGAACACGUUUCUCACGAUGGGAAUGUUUCCGGCAAUGCAGGACAAGCUGUACCAGGAGGUGAUGAACGUUUGUCCCCGUGGGCCCGUUUCGUACGAGGACCUAUCGCGGCUCACCUACAUGGAGAUGUUUGUGAAGGAAACGCUACGCCAUCUGCCGAUCACGGGCAUGAUCGCCCGGGCACCGACCGAAGAGGUGCAGAUACAGAACAUAACCAUUCCGGCCGGGGCCAUGAUCAUGAUACCGUUCUUGAAGAUGCACCACAACAAGUCCAUCUGGGGACCGGCGGUUGAGACGUUCGAUCCGGACCACUUCCUCCCGGAGCGCUGUGCCGAGCGGCAUCCGUACGCGUUCAUCCCUUUCAGUCAGGGACCCCGCAACUGCAUUGGGGUGAAGUUUGCCUGGCUCUCGAUGAAAAUCUUACUCUGCCACGUGCUACGCGAAUACCGUGUGGCGACGGACUUUCGGCUAAACGAUCUGAUCGUCUCACCGUCGUUGGUGAUGAAGCUCAACAAGAAGCACAUGGUGCGGUUAGCGCGGCGGCAAACGAGUGGCGUGGACCCGAGUGUUCCCAAUGGGUGUCCUUGA